AUGGAAGAGGGUGUAGGCGCAGCGGUGGUGAAUGAAGACACGGCAAACAGAGACAGUGCGGUUAUAGGCGAGGUAGGAGGAAUGCCUAUCACGGUGUAUGCAGAUUCUGGAGCUACACCAAAUCCAACUACAAAAGGGUUGGUAGACAGAGCGGGUCUGAGUAUGACUCGGUACAUGGGUUUACCAUUUCAAGGAGUUGCUGAGAUGGGAAUGCUUUCACCUCAAGGAGCGGUUAAGACGCCAGUACGAAUGAAGAGUUGGCAUGAGCGGUUCUUGCAGCCUGUACUGAGAAUUAAGCUUUUAGCGUUAGUGCACAACGGUGAUCGCAUGGACUUCUUGUUGCACGAGGCAAUGAGACCGAAAUCGGUGACGACAUCCGAGCCAUCAGAGAAGAUGGCGUUGGUUAAGCCGGUCACAGUGUUAACCGCUAGGCAGGGGCGGCGUGCGAGGGCCUUAGCGCCAAAGCGACGUUCAUGGGAUGCCAAGGUUAAACGAGAGACGUAG
Messenger RNA from Sphaeroforma arctica JP610, 504 nucleotides. RefSeq lists its product as hypothetical. Lineage: Eukaryota; Ichthyosporea; Ichthyophonida. The record is from RefSeq and is a predicted model, not a curated record. Bases 1 to 504 code for a protein of 167 amino acids. The transcript has 2 exons.